Molecule: messenger RNA, 885 nt
Organism: Aspergillus ochraceoroseus IBT 24754
Lineage: Eukaryota; Fungi; Ascomycota; Eurotiomycetes; Eurotiales; Aspergillaceae
Product: SDR family oxidoreductase
Exons: 6
Coding region: 1-885 (294 amino acids)
Biological process (GO): phosphatidic acid biosynthetic process; triglyceride catabolic process
Cellular component (GO): lipid droplet; endoplasmic reticulum
Molecular function (GO): acylglycerone-phosphate reductase (NADP+) activity; triacylglycerol lipase activity
Source: RefSeq, a predicted model, not a curated record
AUGAACCUCUCUUGUACUGAGGCCCAGUCCGUCCUGAUUACCGGUUGCUCGCCUGGAGGCAUCGGUCAUGCUCUCGCCUGCGAAUUCCAUCGCCGUGGGCUGCGAGUUCUAGCGACAGCCCGGAACACGGAUGAUAUUCAGGAUUUAUCGCUCCUGGGUAUUGAGACGCUGGAGCUGGUUGUCGAUGAUGCGGAAAGCGUACGACAGUGCUUCUCUGAGGUUGAGACACGCGUGGGCCACCGCGGACUAGACUGGCUGAUCAAUAAUGCAGGUCGAAACUUCACGGUCCCUGCUGUGGAAGUCGACCUGGCUGAAGCACGGGCCUUGUUUGAGGUGAACUUCUUCGCCGUCGUGCAUAUGUGUCAGACCUUUUUGCCGCUAUUGAUGCGAGCUCAGGGUACUAUUGUGCAGAUUGGCUCUAUCACUGGGGUACUUCCAUAUGCGUUCGGGUCGAUCUAUAACGCCUCUAAAGCAGCCCUUCUCGCUUUCAGCGACACGCUGCGUGUUGAGCUGGCUCCCUUCGGGGUUCACGUCAGCGUCAUCAUCACCGGCUACGUCCAAUCCCGGAUCGCGCGCACCAAACGCAUGCUCAGGGAAGACUCCCUCUACCAGCCGCUACGUGUGGAAUACGAGCAUCGUCUCACCCAUAGUCAACAGGGCUCCAUGCCGCACGAUGUCUACGCCCGUCGGGUGGUUGCACGGCUGCUGGAUCCUGUCUGGCCAUGUUGGUGGCCCCGGCAAGGACGAGCGCGACCUAGUCGAUGGAUCUGGGAGGGCGGUUGGAGUAAGCUGGUGAUGGUCUCUGUUGGCGGAUGGCUGUGGCUGGGAUUAUGGGAAUGGAUCUUUACGUGGAUGUUGAAGCUGUGGAAGCUACAGAGAAAAUAA